Molecule: messenger RNA, 769 nt
Organism: Eriocheir sinensis (Chinese mitten crab)
Lineage: Eukaryota; Metazoa; Arthropoda; Malacostraca; Decapoda; Varunidae
Exons: 8
Coding region: 332-769 (145 amino acids)
Source: RefSeq, a predicted model, not a curated record
AGUGGCAGACAGGUCAAAACGAAGCGGAGAUUUAUAAAGUGAUUUCCUCGGUUUAUUCAUGGUGAAGGAGGCUGUUACGGUCUCCCUGGCACUUGGCACUCUUCACCGUUCUGCUUUCCGCCUGGAGUGCCACGGGGCCAACAGUGAGUGCCGGGCAGCUGACGGUGGACCUGGUAAUUACCUGUGAGAAGGUGGGCACCACCCAGCCCCUCUGACCACAGCAGCAAAGACCAGUGCCAUGUCUUGCCUGCCCAGUCCCUUGCUGUCAUGCAGACCCCCUCAUAGAAAGUGAGCGACAUAACCUCCUGACUGAGCUGGUGGUGGUCCUGCAAUGCCUAUGAGCGAUAGGACAAAUCCCUGGCCCACACCUCACACAACAGAGGAGGACGUGCUAGUUGACCUGCCGACCACUGUGCUGCUGAUCAAGUUUGUGGAGGAGGGAGACAGUGCGAUGGGCACAGUCAUGCUGCUCAACUUUCUCAAUGCUUGGAAGGUCCAGGAGCCGUCCAGCCGCCCCGGAGAGCCCAGCGACCACACCCUGCAAGACAGCCUGCUCAUCCUGGGACACACACAGCCUCACCCUUCAGGCAGGAGACUGGCGGGCUCAGCGAUGUGGAACCAGCUGUGCCACCACCACCACCACCAGAGAGCCACUCACUGCCACAUGAAGGAGGGAAAAGCAGGACACACUCAGCCAGUGAUGAGUCGUGAAUGUUUCCCUCAACAGCUGAGGCCCUGGCCUUCAGGACUCCUGCCCGGCCCACUCUGA